Eremothecium sinecaudum is the source of this 1875-nucleotide messenger RNA. It is a transcript of the gene UBP16, whose product is annotated as putative ubiquitin-specific protease UBP16. The coding region runs from base 1 to 1875 and encodes 624 amino acids. Gene Ontology annotation, biological process: protein deubiquitination. The transcript has a single exon. Gene Ontology annotation, cellular component: nucleus; cytosol. Gene Ontology annotation, molecular function: cysteine-type endopeptidase activity; cysteine-type deubiquitinase activity. The record is from RefSeq and is a predicted model, not a curated record. NCBI's taxonomy places the organism in Eukaryota, Fungi, Ascomycota, Saccharomycetes, Saccharomycetales, Saccharomycetaceae.
AUGAAUGGAAGAGAUGGGCUCCUUUGGAAGAAUUACAAAUUAAACAGUAGUAGUUUACGGCUAAUUUUGAUUGGAUCGCUAUUUACAGCAUCUAGCUAUGUUCUAGGGCCUUCAAUUAUAAGUUGGUUAUUUCCCAGACGAAAGGCAGCGAAUAAACGUUCAAAACGGCUAGAUCAGUAUACUACAGGAUUGUUUAACAGUGGCAACUAUUGUUUUGCAAAUUCAUCUGUACAAGCUCUUGCCUCUUUGCCUCCGCUUACCGUUUAUUUGAAUGGAAUAUUCAAGGCAAUGGAAGAUAUUUACAUAUUGCUUAAGGAGGAGUCAGACGACCAAGAAACUGUGCAACUUGGCGAAACAGAAGACCAAGGAGAUGACCUUUGUUGGGAAUUGAGAAGUUUACAUGGGAUCGAUUUUCGUAUGCAUAUUGCACUUGGUAAAGUUUUACACAAUUUACAGCAACCUAUUAAAUCACCGAGAAACGCAUCACUAUACGAACUGCUUAGUACAAUAGAAGAAAUUCAUCAUUGCCGCAUAUCUUCAUAUCAACAGGAUGCCCAAGAGUUUUCACAGCUACUAAUAGAGACAUUGGAAAAUGAAUUUAACAGGUUUAAAAAGUUCUUAAGCGAAAAUGUCAAUAGGACUGAUGCAGUUAGCUUGCCUCUUUUUCCCUUCAACGGCUUUAUGGCGAAUAGUAUUGUAUGCAUGAAAUGCAAUAGAUCUGCUCGGGUCAAGCUACAACCGUUUAACAUGUAUUUGCAACAGAUACCUCAAACAACAAGUGUUUUGCUUGAAACACUAAUUCAUGACAGCCAGGCGGAAAUUAUAGAAGAUUACUCUUGUUUAGUUUGCAAACUUAAUGAAAUAUUUGCAAAUGAACGGCAACAUGGUCUUGAUAACAAGAAUGAUAGCGAUAAAUCCCUUCUUCAAGAGCUUGAUAGAGUUUUUCCAACUUUAGCUAUUAAUGACUACCUUCCAGAUCCAUUGGCCACAUUUGUUUCCAGCUAUAGCAUGAAUAGGGUCUCUUUCACCCACACUAAAUCAAGAAUUGUUAAGAAAACAGUUCUUGUGAACUCUCCUGAGGUACUUAUAAUCCAUCUUUCUCGAUCCGUAUUUAACGGUUACUCGCAUUCCAAGAAUAAUUGUAAAGUUAACUUUGAAGAAUACCUCAAUGUAAAAGAGCAGAUUAUCGAGAGCUCUAAAUGUGUCGGUGUACUUUCUGUUCGCUAUAAACUAAUGUCGGUAACGGUUCAUAGUGGUACACACACACGAGGGCAUUACCAAUGUUACAGGCGGAAACCCAACUUUGAAAGGGACUGCAAAACACCCAGUAAAUUCAUGAGUUCUGCUGCAGUUUUCCUUCCCUCCCUACCGAAGAAUCAUUCUUCACAUUCAAAUGCCGAUAUUGACAGUAUUGAAUCUAACACCAAUCAUAAUAACGUGAUGGACAACGGGAGAGAAACAUCAUUUGAAAAGGAAGCAAAGCGAUCAAUGAAUAACCAGACGUUGAGUGAUCCACCAAAGUUAUCUCCGAUACCUCAUGCAUUUCAUAAUCACACCACAUACCCCUCUACUAAAUGUUCUUCAUAUUCGUCAAAUGUGACAAAUAAUGUUUCGUCUCAACCGUUAACCAGCAUUGAAUUAGCCAGCUCUGCACUAUCUGAUUCUCUGUCAGAUAGCCAUCAGCGGUUAUCAUCCACGGAUAUCUUGGCUGCAUCUCCUCCUAAUAACAAGAGGAGCGGUAAAACUCUCAAAAUCGCUUCUACUCUUCCAUGGUGGAAAAUAUCAGACACUAAAGUAUCUGAACACAAGCUAACAACCCUUUUAUUUGAAACUAAGAAUGUUUACAUGCUUUAUUAUCAGCGCAUACAGGCCUAG